Messenger RNA from Propithecus coquereli (Coquerel's sifaka), 1529 nucleotides. It is a transcript of the gene BNIP2, whose product is annotated as BCL2/adenovirus E1B 19kDa interacting protein 2. The record is from RefSeq and is a predicted model, not a curated record. NCBI's taxonomy places the organism in Eukaryota, Metazoa, Chordata, Mammalia, Primates, Indriidae. Gene Ontology annotation, biological process: apoptotic process. Gene Ontology annotation, cellular component: cytoplasm.
AUGCCCGGCUCCAUUCCAAUUUUAGAGGAGCCCAUCUUUUUAGGGACAUCUGAUCCUUUGGUCCAAUGGACCUCUGACCUUAAUGUUGGAGACCGAAUUUCCUGGCCACCUCCCCAGCUAAAAGAAAAGCGUGAAGUUGCGUCUCGAGCUUCAGAGACGGCGCCAACGAGGCGUCGCCGCCACCGGCCUGCCCAGAGAGGAAAAAGGCCGGCCGGGCGCGCGCAUGCGCGGGAGUUAGCCCGCGACAGCCGAAGGGGCCGGGGGCGCUGUGGGUUCCAAGAAGACGCCGCGCCUCUGUCUCCGCCUCGGCCCCGCCCGCUGCCGCGCCUGAAGCAGGUCAGGAUGUUGUCACGUCCGGCGGGGCGGCUCACUGCGUCCGGGUCACCUGCUGCUACCGCAGCGGCGCCGCUGCGGCCGGGGGACCGGGCGUGAGUCUCCACCGCCGACCGAGGGGAGCGGGCUCCGCUCGGCACCGCUUUCUGCGACCUGGCCGUCAGCCCGACGUCGCCGGCCUGGAGGGACGCAGAGGACGAGGGGGCCGAGGCUUCCUCCGGGGCCAUUGGCUCUCUGGAUUAUCAGGAGUCUGUAGUUGACAUUGAAUCCAGGCUGAGGAUGGAAGGUGUGGAACUUAAAGAAGAAUGGCAAGAUGAAGACUUUCCAAUACCUUUACCAGAAGAUGAUAGUAUCGAAGCAGAUAUACUAGCUGUAACUGGACCAGAGAGCCAGCCUGGAUACUAUGGGGAUGGACUAAAUGCCAUUGUUGUGUUUGCUGUCUGUUUUAUGCCUGAAAGUGGUCAACCUAACUAUAGAUACCUGAUGGACAAUCUCUUUAAAUACGUUAUUGGCACUUUGGAGCUGUUAGUAGCAGAAAACUACAUGAUAGUUUAUUUAAAUGGUGCAACAACUCGAAGAAAAAUGCCCAGUCUGGGAUGGCUCAGGAAAUGUUAUCAGCAAAUUGAUAGAAGGUUACGGAAAAACCUAAAAUCUCUCAUCAUUGUACAUCCUUCUUGGUUUAUCAGAACACUUCUGGCUGUUACAAGACCAUUUAUUAGCUCAAAAUUCAGCCAAAAAAUUAGAUACGUCUUUAAUUUGGCAGAACUAGCGGAACUUGUCCCCAUGGAAUAUGUUGGCAUACCAGAAUGCAUAAAACAAGUCGAUCAAGAGCUUAAUGGAAAACAAGAUGAACCGAAAAGUGAACAGUAAGUUUGGCAUCUAGUCCAAACAAGACUGAAGAAUGUGCUGAUGAAGCAAUGCUUUUUUUGCAUUUAUAAUGCACUUAUUGGCCCGUAUUUUUAUGUAAUCUAUUAGAAAAUUGACUUGACUUUUCCUAAUGGACUCAAGGGACUGUUCACUGCUGUAUUGGUUUGCAAGUUAUCUUGAAUUUAGCUCGUUAAUAGCUAACUACAUUGUAAUCAUUUUAUAUUUUAUAUUGCUAAAUAGCAGAGAACCACACUUUAUAUAAAGCAAUUUUUGCAUUUGUUUAUUGAAUGAUGCAUCUUCUUCAGUAAAAUAUUUAUAUGCAUAAAUGG